Messenger RNA from Arachis ipaensis, 1136 nucleotides. It is a transcript of the gene TT16, whose product is annotated as K-box region and MADS-box transcription factor family protein. Gene Ontology annotation, cellular component: nucleus. Lineage: Eukaryota; Viridiplantae; Streptophyta; Magnoliopsida; Fabales; Fabaceae. Gene Ontology annotation, molecular function: RNA polymerase II transcription regulatory region sequence-specific DNA binding; protein dimerization activity; DNA-binding transcription factor activity. Gene Ontology annotation, biological process: positive regulation of transcription by RNA polymerase II. The record is from RefSeq and is a predicted model, not a curated record.
CUUCCUGAUUUCACGCAUUGCUUCCUAAGUAGCUUAGCAAAGAAGGAAAUCGUGGGAGAGCUGGUUAGGUGAGGUGUUGACUCGGAUCUACUCUCUUCCUGGCUCCUUCUUAUUUCUUUCAGCUGUGGAAGAAAACAUGGGAAGGGGAAAGAUAGAGAUAAAGAGGAUAGAAAACACGACGACGAGGCAAGUGACGUUCUCAAAGAGAAGGAACGGACUCCUGAAGAAGACCAAUGAGCUCUCUGUCCUCUGUGACGCCCAGAUCGGACUCAUCGUCUUCUCCAACACUGGCAAGCUCUUUCACUACUCCUCUCACCCCUACAGGAUGGAUCAAAUAAUUGAAAAGUACCAACGAUCUACAGGGACUCGCAUAACGCGCCAUGGACAUUCCCACCUUCAGGAAGAUUUAUUGACUGAGAUGGCAAUGCUGAGGCGUCAAAAUCUGAGCCUUGAGAUGGGGAUUCAGCGCUACCUUGGAGAGGGCAUAGCUUGUCUCCAAUAUGAAGAAUUGACUAAGCUUGAACAUGAAGUUCAAAGCUCUGUUGCAAGGGUUCGAAAGCGUCAGAACGAGCUCUUGCAGCAGCAAUUGGAGAAUCUGCGAAGGAAGGAAAGAAUCUUGGAAGAUGAAAACUGCAAUUUGUCCAAUUGGGAGCAGCAAGCUGCUGUAUUGGAGUUUGAAAGGGCUGCAGCAAGUAACUGUGGUAAUAACAAAGCAGUGAUGGAUCAUCAUCAGUUGCCAUUCUACGAUGAUGAGCAAGCUUCUGCUUCUGCUGGCACCAUCCUUCAGCUUGGUGCACCACAUGUACCGCAGCAGCAGCUUCAUCCAUAUCCAUAUCUUCAGCUUGCACAGCCCAAUGUUCAUCAUGACUCACUCACUGGACUACUCAUGGGGACAUCAAAAUGGGUGAUAGAGAAGGACGGAGGAGAUCCCUUCGAUGCAUGAGGUGAUAUAUCAUCAUCAUCGUCAUCCACAAAGAUUUGCCGCUUUCAUUGCUACUCUACCUUCAGAGUUAUAACCUUGCUUUUUUACAUUAAAUAAUUUUCAGACUAUACAACAAAUUUAUUUUCACUUUUCAUCAUAUGUUUGAUCAAAAUUAUAUUUAUAUUAUUAUUAUCUGCACAUUAUCCAGAAAGAA